Molecule: messenger RNA, 2412 nt
Organism: Naegleria lovaniensis
Lineage: Eukaryota; Heterolobosea; Eutetramitea; Acrasida; Naegleriidae
Exons: 1
Coding region: 1-2412 (803 amino acids)
Biological process (GO): ribosome disassembly; mitochondrial translation
Cellular component (GO): mitochondrion
Molecular function (GO): translation elongation factor activity; GTP binding; GTPase activity
Source: RefSeq, a predicted model, not a curated record
AUGUUAAAACGAUAUUUGGCUCCUAGUCCAUCAUCUUUUCUUUGUUCUUCAAAGCACAACAUGCUCUCGUCAUUGGGUACAGCAUCAAGUACAAUAUUACGUACUAGUUGUAGUAGACCAAUGACCAUCAUGCGGAGCAAAACGAAUCAUUUCAUGUUUCCGAUGAAUACUACUACUAGUACUUGCAAACGAGAAUAUUCCGAUCAUUCUGAAAAGAAGGCUUCCUCCUCUCUCAAACACACAACCCGACAAAAAGAUAUUAAAAGUAAUACUCAAGAUAGUGGUGAUACUCUGGGAAAUAUCAUGUUUGAACUUCCGAGUCAUAUGAUUAGAAAUGUUGGAAUUAUUGCUCAUAUUGAUGCUGGAAAAACAACAACUACUGAGAGAAUGCUCUAUUAUUCGGGGUACAGCUCUCACUUGGGAAAUGUGGACGAUGGGGAUACCAUCACGGAUUAUAUGCCGCAAGAACAGGAACGUGGAAUUACAAUUACAAGUGCAGCCAUUACAUUUAAAUGGAAAGACCACAGAAUUAAUUUAAUUGAUACUCCAGGACAUGUGGAUUUUACAUUUGAGGUGGAACGAUCUGUCAGCGUGUUGGAUGGAGCAGUUGCAAUUUUUGAUGUUGUCAAUGGUGUAGAGGCACAAAGUAAAACAGUGUGGAGACAAGCAGAUCGAUAUAACGUUCCUAGAAUUGUUUACAUGAACAAGAUGGAUAAAAUUGGAGCCAAUUUUGAAUUUGCCAUUUCCACACUUUUGGAAAGGCUGCCAGGUUGCCCAACUCCAAUACCAGUUCAAUUACCUAAUGGCACAGAAGACGCCUUUACAUCCGUUUUUGAUUUGAUCGAAAUUAAAGAAUAUAAAUUUUCAGGAGAUGAGUCGCGAGAGUACAAACCUCUAGAAGUGCAACCUAAAGACCUAGAUCGUGUAAUGAAAGCAAGAGAAGAAAUGAUUGACAAAAUUGCUAGUAUUGAUGAAGAUUUAGGAGAAAAAUAUUUGAACGAGGAAGAAAUUACACCUAAUGAUAUUCAUAAUGCAUUGAGAAGAAUUACCAUUUCUAGAAAAGCUAUACCUAUAUUUUGUGGAAGUUCUCUCAAAAACAAAGGAGUUCAACAAGUAUUGGAUGGAGUCAUUAGAUAUCUUCCUGGACCAAAAAUUGAUGAAAAACAUAAGGAAUUGAAUGCAUUUGCAUUUAAAGUGAUUAAUGAUGCACAACGAGGGCUACUCGUUUUUGUCAGAGUAUAUGGUGGUGCCAUUGACAUUACUAAAUCACCUGCAAUUUUCAACCAUUCCAAAAACCAAAAAGAACGUAUUGGAAAGAUUUAUCAAAUGCAUGCCAACGUACCUCAAGAGGUUAAAAAAAUUUCGAGUGGAAAUAUUGGAGUGUUAGUGGGAUUGCGAGAAACAGGUACAGGAGAUAUUCUGGUUGCCAAGCAUGGAGCUAAACUUGACACAGCAAUUCCUCAACUCUCAGUUCCAAAGCCCGUAUUCUUUUGUUCCAUUGAGGCAGAGAACUCGGCAGAGCAAGAGGCCCUUGAUAAUGCGCUUUCCAUUCUUCAAAAAGAAGAUUCAAGUCUUAAAAUUACGAAUAAUGAAGAGACCAAUCAAACCCUCGUGAGCGGAAUGGGAGAAUUGCAUUUAGAAAUUAUCAAGGACAGAAUUUUGACAGAGUAUGGCAUCAACGUGGAAAUGGGAGAAGUACAAAUUUCAUACAGAGAGACACUUACAGUGGAGUCACCAGUGACAUUUUUGGAAUUUGACAAAAAGUUGACGACUGGAAAGAGGCUUUACGCAAAACUGUGGUUAAAAGUAGGACCAUCUGAAUCUGGCCAAGGCAAUGUAGUGAAUUUUGAAUGGGAUGAGGAUUUAUGCUUACCUGAUCAAAAAGUGAUUAAGAAAUUUGAAAAAUCCAUUCGGUAUGGCAUUGAAAGUAGUUUCAUGAGAGGUGCACUGCUAGGUUACCCCAUUGAAGAAAUGACCGUCACCGUUGUUGGAGCAUCUAUUUUAGAUGACAACAAUGAGCAAAUUAUUUCUGGAAAUGAAGAGUUACAGAAUCAAUCCUUCAUUGGAUGUGCUCACACUCUCUUCAAUAAGGUACUAAAAGAGAAUGAACAGCACAUUCGAUUAUUGGAGCCUUACAUGGAUAUUGAAAUUGAAACAGAUCGAACUUAUAUUGGAUCUAUCAUGUCAGACCUUACAGGAAGUAGAAGAGGAAAAAUUAAGGGCCUGCAAAGCAAGUUAGAGCAUUUUACCAUUAUUUGUGCAGAAGUUCCUCUCAGCGAAAUGAUUGGAUACAGCUCACACUUACGAUCGCUUACUUCUGGUCAAUGUCACUACCAUAUGGACUUUGCCAGAUAUGAACCUUUGCAACAAGAAUAUCAAAAGAAGCUUAUUACCAAGAUUAGAGGAUAUUAA